Myodes glareolus (Bank vole) is the source of this 1898-nucleotide messenger RNA. NCBI's taxonomy places the organism in Eukaryota, Metazoa, Chordata, Mammalia, Rodentia, Cricetidae. The record is from RefSeq and is a predicted model, not a curated record.
GAGCAGAUUUCUUGGAAGAAAAGAGCAAUGGACUUGAUUUUAAACCUUUCCAUGGAAACAUGGGCACUACUGGCUACUAUCCUGGUGCUCCUCUACCUAGGUGUGAAUGGCUCGAAGGAAACUGCAGCAUCAAAACAUCACAUUGUUGGAUAAUGACACAAACUCUGCAUAUGUUUAUGGAACCUCUUCACAUGGCCUUUUUAAGAAGCUAGGGAUUCCUGGCCCCAAACCUGUGCCUUAUUUUGGGUCAAUGCUUGACUACAGGAGGGGUAUAUGGAAAUUGGAUGAAGAAUGUCGAAAAAAGUAUGGGGAUUUGUGGGGGAUUUAUGAGGGACAGCAGCCUCUCCUAGUCUUUACAGAACCAGAAAUAAUCAAAAAAGUGCUAGUGAAGGAAUUCUAUUCUGUCUUCACAAAUCGGCGGUUUCUUGGUCAAACUGGACUACUAAGAUCUAGUGUCACUGCAUGUCAUGAUGAAGAAUGGAAGAGGAUCCGAACAUUGUUGUCUCCAACCUUCUCCAGUGGAAAACUGAAGGAGAUGUUCCCCAUCAUCAAACAGUAUGGAGAUACAAUGGUAAAAUACAUUGGUCAGAAGGCAGAGAAAGACAAGCCUGUUAACAUGAAAGAGAUGUUUGGGGCCUACAGCAUGGAUGUGAUCACUAGCACCUCAUUUGGGGUGAAUGUGGAUUCUCUUAACAACCCACAGGAUCCCUUUGUUGAAAACACAAAAAGAUUUUUCACAUUUGGAUUUUUAAAUCCACUGUUUAUCUCUACAGCAAUCUUUCCAUUCCUUAGAGGAUUAUAUAACAAAUUGAAUAUCUCCAUGUAUCCAAGUGAUACAAUGAAAUUUAUGCAAAAUUUUGUAAAUGAGACGAAAAAGGUUCGGCUUGAAGAUAAACAGGAGGCCCGAGUGGACUUCCUUCAGUUGAUGAUGAAUUCCCAGAAUUCCAAAGAUACGGAGUCCCAUAAAGCUCUUUCUGAUCAGGAGAUAAUUGCCCAAUCGAUCACUUUCAUAUCGGCUGGCUAUGAGACUACAAGCAGUGCACUUUGCUUCACAGUGUAUGCACUGGCAACUCAUCUUGAUGUACAAAGGAAACUCCAGCAUGAGAUCGAUGCAUCCCUGCCUAAUAAGGCACCUGCCACUUAUGAAGCCCUGCAAAAUAUGGAAUAUCUUGACAUGGUAGUGAGUGAAGCUUUGAGAUUAUAUCCAGUUGCUAACAGGGUUAGCAGAACCAGUAAGAAAGAUGCUGAAAUCAAUGGUAUGCUCAUUCCCAAAGGGACUGUGAUGAUUAUACCUGUCUUUGCUUUACACCGAGAUCCAAAAUACUGGCCAGAGCCUGAGGAGUUCCGUCCUGAAAGGUUCAGCAAGGAGAAUAAAGAUAGCAUUAAUCCUUAUACAUAUCUGCCUUUUGGAUAUGGGCCUAGAAACUGCCUUGGCAUGAGGUUUGCUCUCAUUACCAUGAAGCUUGCUAUUGUCAAAAUCCUGCAAAACUUUACCCUGCUGCCUUGUGAAGAAACAGAGAUUCCCUUGAAAUUGGGUACGAAAAUGUUUCUUUCUCCAGAAAACCCUGUUAUCCUGAAGAUUAUAUCAAGAAAUGGGGCCAUAAAUGAAGGAUGAUUUUUACCUCAAGUUCUGAAAUGUUCUUCAAAGAGUGCAUUCUAAACACCUUGAUUUGAAUUUACUCCUAAAGAAAGCUUAGAUGAAAAUGAAUUUAACCCACCACACUUCAUGACAGAAUCUUCAAUUAUUUUUCAUUGACUUGAUAGCAUCUUGAUUCUUGUAUAUGAAUGGAAAAUGAUUAUUUAGAAUUUCAUAUCUUCUCUCAUGUCAAAAUUUGUCCAUUUUUCCAGACAUAGAACUAUAUGUUUGAUUUCAAUGCUAAUAAAAGGUUUCUCCUUAA